UUUAACGAAGGGAUUUUUAUUUUGUUGGAAUUAAAAUUCAGUGAUAGAUAACAUGUAUUAGUUUUGAGAUAACUUAGAGACAGAAAAGUAAUUUAACCAAAAAUUUAGGUUCAGACUUGACCUCCAAGCCAUAACUCAGUCCUCGCCGAGCAUCUCCUCGUUACGCUUUGAACCCACUCUGCCUCUGUGAAUGAACUGCGAGGGGCUCUUAUGUGCCACUUUUCCAAUAGGGUUUACGUUUCUAAUGGCAAAGCUCGCCAUUUUUGGCUUCUGAUAUCCUGUAAGUUUACAUUGUUCAAACCCCUUCUUUCUAUUUCCAAUCAAUGUUUCGUUUCUUUUCCAAAUUACUCUUAAAUCAUACCAUCAUACGCUCCAAAGCGUGUUAUCAUCGUUAUAUUUCAUCUCUAAAUUCAGUCUCACGCUCAAAUGACCAACAGCAUUUAACACUCAAUUACCUCACCAACUCAUGUGGGAUGUCUCUAGGAAUGGCCACUUCAGCCUGCAAGUUUGUUCGUAUUAAGAGCACAGAUAAAGCGGAUUUGGUUCUUCAACUGUUAAGAGCUAAAGGUUUUACUCAAUCUCAAAUUGCUUGCUUAAUUUCAAGGCGACCGCAACUUAUUCUAUUAGAUCCCGAUAAAAUCCUUAGACCCAAGAUUGAAUACUUUGAGUCACUCGGUUUUUUAGCUCCCUGGCUGCCCAGGGCGCUAUGUGCAGACCCAAGGAUUCUAGCAGCUAGUUUAAAGAAUCGAAUUUUGCCAAAUGCUUAUUUCCUUAGAGGGUUUCUUGAGACCGAGGAGAAUUUUUUAUUGUCCUUGAAGCGAUGCUUUAGUGUACUUUGGUUGGAUACUGAAUUGAUGAUGUCUAAGAUAUGCACCUUGUGUGCUUUUGGUGUGCCAGUACCCAGUAUUAGGAGGCUAGUAGUAUUGCAUCCUAAAUUUCUAUUUCUUGGAUUUGAUUCUUAUGAAGAAAAGGUUGGAGAACUCAAGGAAAUAGGGAUUGAACCAAUGAGCAAGACCUUUAUAUAUGCUUUCAGUUCAAUGUCCUCUAUGGGCCACUCAAAAUGGGAAAGGAAAAAGAAGGUGUUGAUGAGCUUUGGCUGGUCAGAAAGAGAUAUUCUUAGGGCAUUCAGAGCACAACCAUUAUUCAUGACUGCCUCUGAGAAGAAGAUGAAGCAACUAAUGGAGUUCUAUCUGACAAAAGCUUGUUUGCAGCUUUCAGAUCUUGUUAGAUCCCCAUUUCUAUUUAUGAUCAGUUUGGAGAGAAUUGUCAUACCAAGAUGCACUGUUUUGGAAGUGCUAUUGUUAAAGGGCUUGAUUAAAAAGGAUGUAAAUGUCGUUUCGGCAUUAACGGUGUCUAAAAAACGGUUCGAAAAAAAGUUUUUUGCUUAUUUCUAGGAGGAUUACCCUGAGUUGAUCCAGGCGUACCAGGCUAAGAUAUUUCGAGGAUUUGGUAACAAAAUGUGAUAGGGGAUUUGGCGAAGGAAGCUUUGCACACAAGAAAUGCAGAAGCAACUGCUACUGUAGGUUAGCAAUAUAGCAGUUAGGCAGUGGUUAGAACCGUAACGUCAGUUACUACGUCGACUACUUUCUGAGAUCAAAUUGAUUCACCAUGUUAACUUCUUAAGCUUGUUCUAACCCCUAGCAAAGUUUCAUAUCAUGGGAGAAAAAUUUUGGAGCACAUUAAUUGCUGAUCCGUGGAUCAGAGAUACGACUACAUAAUUUGAGUUUUGUAAUUCUGCAAAUAUUAGACGCCUUAUUUUUGUCAUUGAGCCAAUGAUGUUGUUUACAGAAAUCUCCUCUCUCUUUCCUUUGACAUGUCUCUGUGAACUGAUAUGGUCAUUUUUUGGGUGUGGGAAACAGGAAAUGAGUUGCUAUUGUACAAUAUGAUGCUGGAUUUUCUGUGAACAGGGAAUAAGAAGCUUAGUUGCGGAGAA
This is a messenger RNA of Hevea brasiliensis (rubber tree), 1933 nucleotides long. RefSeq lists its product as uncharacterized. Gene Ontology annotation, biological process: chloroplast organization; regulation of DNA-templated transcription. Gene Ontology annotation, cellular component: chloroplast. The transcript is spliced from 2 exons. NCBI's taxonomy places the organism in Eukaryota, Viridiplantae, Streptophyta, Magnoliopsida, Malpighiales, Euphorbiaceae. The record is from RefSeq and is a predicted model, not a curated record. Gene Ontology annotation, molecular function: double-stranded DNA binding. Bases 324 to 1394 code for a protein of 356 amino acids.